AUGUCUACCCGGGCCAGGUCCAAUGAGCCCAUUGCCAUCAUCGGCGGCGGCUGCCGCUUUCCCGGCGGUGCGUCGAGUCCUUCUAAGCUCUGGGAUCUCCUGAGAAACCCCAGAGACUUGGUCAAGAGAAUCCCGAAAGACCGGUUUAAUGUGGACGCCUUCUACCAUCCCGAUGCGUCCUUUCACGGUCGAACCAAUGCGCGAUACGGCUACUUCCUUGACGAAGACCCAUACGCUUUCGACGCUGGCUUCUUCAACAUCCCGCCCACGGAAGCUGAAACAGUGGAUCCUCAACAGCGUCUUCUGCUGGAAACUGUAUACGACAGCAUUACAGCCGCUGGUCUGAAGCUCGAGGACCUUCGGGGGUCUCCCACUGCCGUCUACGUUGGACUGAUGCAACGUGACUUCCUCGAUAGCCAGAACUACGAUCUUGAUGCUCUCAACACCUAUGCCGCGACCGGGACGGCGGCAUCCAUCCUCUCCUCCCUCGUUGCUGUUCACCAUGCCGUCGAGCAACUGAGGACAGGCUUGAGCAAGGUCGCCGUUGCCGCCGGCUCGAACCUGAUGCUGGGUCCAGUUCCUUUCAUUUCUGCCAGCAAGCUGAACAUGUUCUCACCGACUGGCCGUUCUCGAAUGUGGGAUGCUGGGGCCGAUGGAUACGCCAGGGGCGAAGGCGUCGCCGCUAUUGUGAUGAAGACGCUCACUCAGGCCAUUGCAGAUGGCGACGUUAUUGAGUGUAUCAUUCGCGAAAGCGGUGUCAACCAGGACGGCAAGACGGCAGGCAUCACAAUGCCCAACGCCUCAGCCCAGGAAGCUCUCAUUCGCCAGGUGUAUGAGCGAGCAGGUCUCGACAUAAACAGGCGCGAGGACCGCUGCCAAUACUUCGAAGCCCACGGGACCGGAACGCCGGCAGGGGAUCCGCAAGAAGCCAAGGCAAUCUCCUCCGCUUUCUUCGGGCAGAGACCGCGUGCCGAAGACGAAGAGCCCCUGUACGUUGGGAGUAUCAAGACUGUCAUCGGCCACACCGAGGGUACCGCCGGCAUCGCUGGCGUGAUCAAAGCCUCUCACAUCAUUCAGCACGGUCUCCUGGUGCCAAACAUGCUGCUUGACGAGCUGAGUCCAAGGGUAGCCCCUUUCUGUUCAGAUCUCCGCAUCGUCACCAAGCAGCAGCAAUGGCCGGCGCUCAAAUGCAACCAACCGCGGCGCGUGAGCGUCAACUCGUUUGGAUUCGGUGGAACAAAUGCCCACGUAAUCUUGGAGUCAUACUCUCCCUGCUCCACGUAUCAGGGGAAAACACCAGGCGAGCUAUCGACACCUUGCCUCGCGCCAAUCACGCUCUCUGCCAACUCCGAAGCCUCUCUCAGAGCCUCCAUGGAAAGCCUUGGACAGUGUCUCAAGAACCAUCCCGACAUACAGCUGCGAGACCUUGCUUGGACACUGCUGAAAAAGCGGUCGAAUCUCCAAGUCCGCCAUACCAUUCAGGCCAAGACCGUGCAAGGUGUCUGCGAGGCUAUCGAGCGUGAUGCCCCCUUGAUGCAGGGAAAUCAGACCAUCGCAACCAGCUCGGACGUCAAGAUGACACCCCAAGUACUCGGGGUGUUUACCGGCCAGGGGGCACAGUGGCCCGCCAUGGGGAAGGCUCUCAUCAUGCAAAUACCAUACGCCCGCGCCGUCGUCUCGGAGCUCGAUCAGUCUUUGCAGCUUUUGCCAGCAGACUACCGACCGACAUGGAAGCUAAUCGACCAGCUCUUCCUCGAAGGCGACGCCUCAAAUGUCCACGAUGCUACAUACUCCCAACCUCUCUGCUGCGCAGUCCAGAUCGUCCUUACGAAGCUCAUCCAAGCUUCCGGAGUCAGAUUCAAGGUAGUUGUUGGUCACAGCUCCGGAGAGAUAGCGUGCGCCUUUGCUGCGGGCUACAUCUCAGCAUCCCAAGCAAUCCGGAUCGCAUACCUUCGCGGACUUACUUCGAAGCAUGCCGGCACCCCGAACGGUGCCGAGGGCGCCAUGUUAGCCGCGGGCACGUCUUUCGACGAUGCGAGUGAGUUGUGCGGUCUUGAGGCCUUUGAGGGCAGAAUCACUGUUGCGGCGAGUAACGCACCAGAGAGUGUAACCCUUUCCGGAGACAAGGAUGCCAUCCUUGAGGCCCAGGUGACCCUGAACGACGAGGGGAAAUUCAACAGGAUACUCAAGGUCAACAAGGCUUACCACUCUCACCAUAUGCGUCCUUGCGCCGAGCCUUAUGUUACCGCCCUGAAGGCUUGCGGGUGCGAUGUUUUCGCCAUGGACGCCGCACCGACGUCCAUCUGGAUCUCGUCAGUCUCCGAAGGCAAGGUGAUGAAGCCCGAGGAUCUCAAGGCCGAGUACUGGGCGGAUAAUCUUCUUUCCCCUGUUCUCUUCUCGUUUGCCGUCGAACAGGCAUUGGUGAAGCACACGCCCCUUGAUAUUGGUGUCGAGGUUGGAGCUCACCCUGCCCUGAAGAACCCAAGCAUCCAGACCAUCGAAAACUGUGCUGGCGCCCCCAUUCCAUAUGUGGGCUGUAUGGAGAGAGACAAGGACGACACCGAAGCCUUCUCUUCGUGCCUCGGCUAUCUGUGGUCGAGAUUUGGCUCUGCUGCUAUUGACGUCGACAGCUUGUACAGCACUCUGUCUUUGGAUGCCAGAGACUUGUCCAAAGAGCUUCCAUCUUAUUCUUGGGACCAUUCCCGCACGUACAGAAAAGAGUCUCGUACUCUACGGUCCUGGCUCGCCGCCGAGAGGCCUCAUCCCUUGCUUGGCAAGCAACUCGCCCACAGCAGUCCUUCGUCAGUGCAAUGGCAGAACUUCAUCCGGCAGCGGGAUAUCGAGUGGCUGGACGGCCACUCCCUUCAGGGGCAGACUGUAUUCCCCGGUGCAGGCUACGUAGUCAUGGCUAUGGAGGCUGCUAUGAAGCUCGCUGGUGACCGGGAAGUUCAGCUCUUGGAAGUUUUGAACCUCAGUAUCGACAAGGCUGUGACCUUUGAAGACGAAAACAGUCUGGUUGAGGUAAACCUCACUCUUUCUAUCGACGCAUCGCAGACCACGGAUGACUACGCCGUAUACGGGUUUACCAUCAAUUCUUGUCUCGCCAGAGAGACUGGUCUCAGCAUAUCAGCCGCGGGUCUGGUUGCAGUCACCUAUGGACCAGGAUCGCUCGAGACUCUGCCAGCUCCUCAAUUAGAGCCACCUCACCUGAACAAGGUUAGCAUUGACAGGUUCUACAACAUGCUCGACGAGAUUGGGUACGGCUACCGAAAGCAGUUCCGAGGAGUGAGCAGCCUCAGACGGGGAGACAGCAAGGCAUGCGGCACCAUCAACUACCAUCGCCUCGAGGACAACCACCGCAACAUGGUCCUGCAUCCUGCUACUCUGGAUGUGGCCUUCCAGAGUUUCAUUGGAGCUUAUACCGCGCCCGGUGAUAGACGUCUGCGGUCUCUUCUGGUGCCUACUGGAAUCAGCCGCAUCGCUCUGAACCCCUGGGUCUCUGACAAGCUCCACGCUCUUUCUAGCCAAGUCAACUUCAUUUCAACCUGCGCGGCAAGUGCGAGAAACUCCGUUGAAGGCGACAUUGAAGUCUUCGAUGCCGAGACCGACGCCACCAUGCUCCACAUAGAGGGCCUCAGCUUCAAGCCAUUCUCUCCGCCCUCGGCUACCGAUGACCAUGAAAUGUUCUCUAAAUGGGACUGGGGCCAGCUCUACCCCGAGGCCUUGCUCGACGACCGCAGAUACCACGCCACUGAGCAGGACAUGGAGGAUGUCAAGGUCAUUGAGCGAAUCACAUACUGGUACAUCAAAUCCUUUUUGGACGGCGUCACCGAUGAAGACCGCCAGAACGCAUCCUUCACCUUCACCAAACAGAUUCAGUGGUGCGAGCACACGCUCGCCGAGGCCAAGGCUGGCCGCAACGUAUGGUACGAAGCAGAGUGGGACAAGGACACGAGGGCUGGCAUUGAAGAAAUGAUCCGACAGAAUGCAUCUCAUCCGUUCGUACGUCUUAUCCAGAGAGUCGGCGAAGGUGCCGUGGAGACGCUUCGCGAGAACAAGAACGCUUUUGACCUCAUGGACCAUGAUGGACUGCUCACCGAGUUCUAUGGCGGCACCGUGAGCUACGGGCAUUCGUACAACUAUUACCAAACAAUGCUCGAGCAGAUCAACCAUCGUUAUCAAAACCUGGACGUGCUCGAAAUCGGCGCCGGAACUGGAGGUGCCAGCAGAUACUUCUUGAACGACGAUAAGCUGUCCUUCAACAGUUACACCUUCACCGACAUCUCGAGCGCCUUUUUCGAGCAGGCUGCCAGCGAAUUUGAGAGACACGUAGAAAAGAUGGAUUUCCGUCCGCUCGACGUUCGCCGCGAUCCCACCGAGCAGGAGUUCAAGCCUCACUCGUACGACCUGAUCAUUGCCUCGAACGUGCUCCACGCUACCCCACGGCUCGAGGAGACUUUGAAGAAUGUCCGAACUCUGCUGAAGCCCGGCGGUCGCUUGAUCGUCAUCGAAGUUGUACACCGCGAGCACACUCGCAUCGGAUUCAUCUUUGGCUUGUUCGCUGAUUGGUGGGCUGGCCAUGAUGAGGGCCGUACACUCGAGCCCUUUAUAUCUUACGAUCAGUGGGAUGUGCUGCUAAAGAAGACCGGAUUCUCCGGUAUUGACGGCCGUACUCUCGACCCCAACAGCAGGAUUUUCCCAAACGGCGUAUUCCAUACUCAUGCUGUCGACAAUCUUGUGUCAAGACUUGAUUCGCCAUUGACUGCCCCCGUCAAAGAGCCAUAUGCGCCACUCGUCGUCAUUGGGGGCUCUUCGCCCAAGACGGCCGAGCUCGUUGACAAGCUGUCCGGCGUCCUACCAGCGCGCAAGUUGGAUAGCAUCUCUUGCAUCAAGGAAAUCAUCGACUUCGACUAUCAACCGGGAUCCACAUUCAUUGUGCUUUCCGAAAUGGAUAAGCAUACCUUCGCUGAACUGGACGAUGAGCAGCUCGAUGCCUUGCAAACCCUCCUCAACGCCGCAAGCAACAUUUUAUGGGUGACCGAGGACGCCUGGGUCGAGAACCCUCAGCAAGCCAUGACAAUUGGAUUUCUUCGCACUCUCCGCAUGGAGUACCCGGACGUAAAUAUCCAGGUGGUGAAUGUCGACAAGGCCGAGAAUGUAAAGCCCGAGUUCCUGAUCGAGACCGCUUUGCGCCUGGAAGACGGCGCAAACUGGCAGGAUGGCGGCAUUCUGUGGACGCAAGAGCCAGAACUGUUCUUGUCGGGCGACAAGGUCAUUGUGCCACGUCUAAGGCCCGAUGUUCCCAAGAACAACAGGCUGAAUGCUGUCCGCCGCCCAAUCCUGAUCGACGCGGACCCUAGACGAGAGACGUUGAGCGUUGAGUAUGAUGGAGACGAGCUCUUUUUCAAGGUGCUCGAAGAACGCUUCAUUCCCUCGGCCGUCGAUGAGUCUCUUGUCAAGGUCCGCGUGCAGUUCUCUCUCGCAAAGGCUCUCAGAAUUGGUCAGCUGGGCUAUUUCAAUCUGCUUCAGGGCAGGAUUGCUGGGUCCGAAGACACCGUGGUAGCUCUCUCAGGGGUCAAUGCUUCCUCAGUCCGAGUCCCUUCCAGCCGGCUCGUCACCGUAAGCAACAGGGAGGAGGCGUCUUUGCUCCCAGCCAUCUCGGCGGACCUUUUCGCUCAGACUCUGGUGUCCGACCUCGCUCCAGGCUCAUCCCUGCUGGUCUUUGACCCUCCCAGUUUCUAUGCCGAGGCGUUGAUCCGCCGAGCAGCGGCUUCCAGCGUUACCCUCACCUUUGCGUCGAACAAGCCAUCUCCAAAGGCGAGGGGUAUCCACUGGGUUCAACUGCAUGAGAAAGAGACACAGCGGGGCCUUUGCCAGAAGUUGCCGCGAAAUCCUUCAGUCUUCUACGAUCUGACUGGGGAUCGAAAUCCAGCAAGCCUGAGCAACCGGCUCGCUAGAUGUCUCCCAGGCAGCUGCUCUAUCCGCCGUGUCGACAAUUUGUUCCAGAACGUGGCCGCACCAUUCGCUCCGGAAACGUCUCGAAAGGCAUCUGCUCUUCUCGCCGACGCCAUCGGUGCAACCGACAAGCUCACUACCACGGCCCACGAUGCACCUGUCCUCCAGGGCCAGAAGAUGGCGUCUUCGAAGGGGGCUGUCGGGAUCAAUACUAUCAUCGACUGGAGGUCAGACCAGAUCAUUCCCAGCCGCGUUCGUUCCAUCGAGACAGAUCAGACGUUUGUCGACACCAAGACAUACUUGUUGGUCGGUCUUGCUGGUGAUCUGGGUCGCUCUAUUGCCCGCUUCAUGGUUGAGCACGGCGCACGCCACGUCGUUCUAACCAGCCGCUCUCCCAAGAUUGACCAGCGGUGGAUCGACGAGAUGUCCCAGAUAGGAGGGAACGUCAUGGUGCUUGCAAUGGAUGUUUCCAACGAGGCCUCGGUCGACGCAGGCCUCGCUCAAGUCAGGGCCUCCAUGCCAUCCAUCGGCGGUGUUGCCUUUGGACCACUUGUUCUCCAGGACGUCAUGUUCAAGAACAUGGACCUCUCGAUGCUGGAAAUGGUGCUCGCGCCCAAGGUCACGGGCGCUCGCCUGCUGAACGAACGUCUCUCGGACCCUGCCAACCCGCUCGACUUCUUCGUCAUGUUCUCAUCCUUCGUCAUGGUGUCCGGAAACCCUGGACAGGCAGCGUACAGCGCCGCAAACGCGUACACGCAUGCCAUCGCCCAGCAAAGACGUGCUCAUGGCAUGGCCGGGUCGACCAUAGACAUCGGUGCCGUGUUUGGUGUUGGCUUCAUUGCCAGAGCUGGUCGCGAGCACGAGUACGAUGUCGUCAAGUUCAUCUUUGACGAGGUCAACGAGUGGGAACUCCAUGCGCUCUUUGCUGAAGCAGUCGUUGCCGGUCGAAACAGGGCCAUCAAGGACGUCGAGGUCAUCACCGGCAUGCCGUACAUGGACCCCGUCAACCGUGACCGCAUCCCCUACUUUGAUGAUCCACGGUUUGCUUACUUCAAGCUGUCUGAUCGCAAGGCCCGUGGGGAUGACGCCGCCGGCGCUGCUGGAUCCAUCAAGGACCGGCUUUUACAGGCAGAUGGCAUUCAGGAGGUCCGCGAAAUCAUCAUCGACGGCCUUUCCAGCAGAAUUUGCGGAGCUCUGCAACUCGCUUCCGCCGAUGAGCUCAAUCUGAUAACUCCUCUGAUCGACCUGGGAGUGGAUUCCCUCAGUGCGGUCACGAUCGGCUCAUGGUUCUCCAAGAAUCUCAGCAUCGACAUUCCCCUUCUGAAGAUCCUUGGCGGCGCCUCUGUCAAUGACCUGGCUGACGAGGCCGUCUCCCGGUUGACCCCUGAAGCCAUUCCCUUGGCGCACUCCGGAGCAGCACAUCCUUCCGGCGAAGCGCAGCCUGCGUCUGCCUUGCCCGCCGAAUCAACCGCCGACGCCACUUCGUCCGUUGAUUACGACGACGUUCCAACGCCAGCGUCUUCACUGGAGGAGGAGUUCUCCGAGCGCAAGGCACCACUCUCCAUCGCGCAAGAGUACGCUUGGAAGCAGCAACAGCUUCCGCUGGAUCCAAAGACCUUCAACAGCACGAUCGGCAUGUAUAUGCAGGGUCCUCUCAAUCUCAACCGCCUCGCCUGGGCUUUCAAUCAGGCAUUGCUGCGCAACGACGCGUUCCGCACGUCGUUCAUCCCGGACCGGGACGACUCGGGAAACCCUAUCCAGUUCGUCAUGAAAACGCCGCAUGCCAAGUUUGAAGCCGUCCAUGUUGCAGACAAGGCCGCCGCGGAUCAGGGGUUCAAGGAUCUGGAGGGCUACCAGUAUGAUUUGGCCAAGGGAGACACCCUCAAGAUCGUGAACUUCCACUGGUCGCCUACUGAUCACCUUUUGGUCAUCGCUUACCAUCGCCUUGUCGGUGAUGGCUGGACAACUGAACAUCUCUUCGUCGAGGCCGGCCAGCUGUAUAGCGGCGCUCAGCUCCAGCCUGCGCCGAGCUAUGCCGACUUUGCCAUUCGUCAGCGCAAGCACCUCGAGGCUGGCGAGUUCGACAAGGACCUCGACUACUGGAGCGACCUGUUCAGGAGCUUCCCGGCAAGACUUCCCGUACUUGUCGUCCCCGGUGCCAAGGCGAACGUCGUUCCGACAUGGUGGACUGAGCACGGAGUCACGGCACGGCUCAACCGUAUGGUCGCCAUCCGCAUCAAGGAUCGCAGUCGCAAGCACAAGGUGACGCCAAUGCACUACUAUCUGGCCGCCUUCCACGUGCUGCUGGCGCGUCUCACCUCGAGCACCAACAUCGUCAUCGGCGUCGCCGACACCAACCGGCCCACGCUCGUCGACCAGGCCACCAUGGGCUACUUCUCCAGCCUCUUGCCCGUGCGUCUCGACUACGCCUCGGACAAGAUCUUCAACGAGGUUCUCCUGGCCGCCAAGGAACAGUUGCGCCUGGCGCUCCUCCACAGCGCGGUGCCUUACGGUGCUAUCCUCGACCGGCUCGGCCUGGCCAACCCGACUGCCGACAAGGCACCGCUUUUCCAGGCAGUUUUCGACUACAAGCAGGGCCAGGCGGAGAGCGGAAACAUUGGGGAGGCCAAGAUUGUGGAUUCGCGCACGCCCCGCGCCGGGUCGCCUUAUGAUAUCACAUUGGAGAUGAGCAAUGACCCAACCAAGGAUCCCUUGAUCACGAUCAAGUUACAGUCGGAGCGGUAUCAGUCGGAAGAUGCGGACGUGGUCAUGAACGCCUACCUUUCGAUCUUGAGCAUCUUUUCGAGAAACCCAGCGCUAAGAGUUGAGGAUGGAAGACUGGACCAGGGCGCGAAGGCGCGGGCUUGA
Molecule: messenger RNA, 8823 nt
Organism: Hirsutella rhossiliensis
Lineage: Eukaryota; Fungi; Ascomycota; Sordariomycetes; Hypocreales; Ophiocordycipitaceae
Product: polyketide synthase dehydratase domain-containing protein
Exons: 4
Coding region: 1-8823 (2940 amino acids)
Biological process (GO): secondary metabolite biosynthetic process; fatty acid biosynthetic process
Molecular function (GO): fatty acid synthase activity; phosphopantetheine binding
Source: RefSeq, a predicted model, not a curated record